CAGCAGUUCUACCAGUCAGCCAUGCGUGGAAUAUCGCGCUCAGAGAGACGCAAUGUUGAGAGGAUGAUGAUGGGGUAUGCUAAGCAACUACCAUACGGCACUGUACAGUACUGUGAGACUGGAUACAGAAAGAGUUCAGACCCAACAGCAUGGGGCCUCGCUUUCAAAGUGUGGAUCCUAUCUCUGACCUUGCACCCAUGCAUCACAGUAACAGGGAGACCCAGGAGGUCGUCUCUAGCGUCCCCGUGAUGGUUCUCAUCAGCAGGGCCAGGCGAAGUUGCCCUGGCUAUCGCGGCUCCCACAUGGACUUGGCGGUUUGUUUCUUUUCCGCAUUGUCGCUGUGUGCUGAUGCAUCAUCAAACGCCCAAUUUGCUAACAUUCGAAGAUAAUAUGUGCGCCUUCCUGCGUCUGUCGACAGUGACGUAGCAAAUUGCAUCGCCUUUGGGUCAAGAAACUCUGCUACAUAUGGGCGUGCGUCAACUAAAAGAGAAGCAGUCGGGAGAACGGAAAAUUGGUCAUUGACGGUGACAUGCAUGAUAUUUCCCAUGACUGUAUGCUGAAGCAGGGCUAUUAUCUGAGGAUUGUCAAAAAAGGAGGGAGGGGGUUUCACUCCCAUGGGUCGAUGAUUGCCAGCGGAACCCUGAGCGGAAAGGGGAAGUCGUCUGCGUCUACCACACAGCAUAAUGACGAGCAAACACACCGACAGAUGUGUUUCGGUCUGGGGGGGGUUCGCCGCGGCAAGCGACAAAGAGGAAGUGUCAUAUGUCACAAUCUUGGAGCGUCAAAUUAAGCAAAAGGUGACAAAAUGAUACGAAUACAAACAAACAUGAUGCCAUGCCAUGCAUACCUUGGCUGGAGCUGAGCAUACAUACAUAAGAGUUGAGCAAGCACGGCACGACGCGAUAUUGACAUUGAUUGCGCGGUGGUCUGGGCUGAAUCUAUUAGCUAGAAUCAUCAGUCCCCGUCGCGUCUGGAGAAAGCUUGGACGGACCAGGACCAAGGGAUAGACGCAGGGGGGGGGGCGGAUGAGCAUUGCUCAAUCAAUAUCGAGCUCCAAGCCUCUGGGAAAUGCCACGCCAUAGGCAAACGGCGUGUUGUGAAUGAAUGGUAUUGGUCCCGGAGCCACGCCGGGCUCCAAGCUCUUGCCCUCAUUCCUGGGGUGCAUCUAUGUACAUACGGGAUGGGUGAGGAGGCACUUGGAAUCAGAUUCUCGCUCACUCACUCUGUUCUGGGAGUCUCUCUCUUGGCCGAUCCGCACACUCUCGCUCGCUAUUCAGCCUUUGGUUUGUGGGCCCCCCUGCGCCCUGUCGUCCAGCCGUGGCUGUUGUUUCUUUCUAUCCCUGCAGGCAGUGGAAACUGAACAGCUUCUGAGCCUCUCCAACGGGCCUUUGUCAAUUUUGUCCGUAUAGACUUCAAGUUAGGUGCUGGUGUUGGCAAAGCGUGCCCAUACUGUUGUUUUUCUUUUGCUAUUCUGCCAUGAGGCAUUGGGUUACCUCCGUACGCCUACACCCGUCGCCGAAUAUUUUCGGUGUGAUUUUUGAGCUCAACCUAAUGUCCCCAUCAUGGCAAACACGGUCCAUCUGAGUUGCCUCAAUCACUGCUGGAGAGGCUGACAUAUGUGCAAAUGAUUUCGGGCAACAUGGACAAGUUGGGGAAAUGGAUCCGCAUCCUGGUGUCGUGUCUGAGAGUCAGUAUGUAGAAGAGCAGAAGACAUGUUAGGCUGUUCUGGAACUUUGCGAAGGUUUGGGGCGUUUCCAUCAGAAGGCGGCGAAACCGUCUUGGUCAGCCAUGACUGACUCGGUCUGGUAUGCCGCGUCGUGUGUCGUGC
Messenger RNA from Fusarium verticillioides 7600, 1828 nucleotides. RefSeq lists its product as hypothetical. The transcript has a single exon. The record is from RefSeq and is a predicted model, not a curated record. Bases 1101 to 1409 code for a protein of 102 amino acids. Lineage: Eukaryota; Fungi; Ascomycota; Sordariomycetes; Hypocreales; Nectriaceae.